UUUGUUCAACUUUAACGUGUGGGAUAGAAAAAACUAUUAAGUGUACAUAAUGGCUCAAGGAAUAUUACCUUUACAAACAACUCAAGCAUUAUGGUUACUUUCACAACGUCCUCAAGACUUUGUUUUCAUUCCAAGAGGUCCAGUUGCAUUGGAUGUGCCAAAAAGUUUCUUCCCACCACGUCUUGCUGAUAAAGCUGACAAAAUUAUUGAUAAAUAUGAGGGUAAUCCUUGGUUAAAGAGGAUAAGCGUUUUGGAUAUAGAAGAACCAAAUUUAGAUUUUGCUGCCCGAAAUGGAAGAAGAGAUCCAUUUACAUUGUUCAAUCCGAAUGACAGAAAUGUAAGUUCUCAAUUGAUUUCGUUGUUAAUGGCGCAAAAGGAUCCAAAGAGUUUGAUUUCAAUGGCAGCAUAUAUAAGAGAUCGCGUGAAUCCUUUCCUCUUUCAAUAUGCUUACUCAGUAGCCUUGCAACACAUGCAAGCCACAAAAGGUAUUGAAAUGCCUUCAGUAGUUACUCAAUUUCCAGGCAAUUUUAUUGAUCCUACAAUUCUUCGAGAUGCUAAAGAAGAAACAAGUAUUAUUCCUUUGGACAAUACCGAUAAGAACAUUUUUGAAGUUCCACUAAACUCUUCCCAACGCGAUGAAGAACAACGAAUGAAUUAUUUCCGUGAAGAUAUCGGUAUCAAUAUGCAUCACUGGCAUUGGCAUCUUGUAUUUCCAAAUCAUGGUCCAAUUGAGGUUGUGCGUAAGGAUCGUCGUGGGGAGCUUUUUAUGUAUAUGCAUAAUCAGAUCCUUGCACGCUACAAUCUCGAUCGAUUUUGUAAUAAUCUUGGGAGAGUUGUUCCACUGACAAAUUUACGAGAACCAAUUCCUGAGGGAUACUAUCCAAAGUUGUUAGAAUCGGUAUCAAGUAGAACAUAUCCACCCCGAAUGCCAAUGCAAAAGUUACAAGACAUGAAUCGUCCUGAUUUGGUAACAACUUUGGCUAAUCUAGAACUUUGGACAAACAGGAUAAUUGGGUCUAUAGAUCGAGGAGCUGUUUUUGAUCCUACAGGAAGAGAUAUUCCACUGGAUGAAAAAAAUGGAAUUGAUCUCCUUGGGAAUUUAAUAGAAUCAUCUCCGUUAUCGAUUAACCGACAAUUCUAUGGUGAUCUUCACAAUAGAGGUCAUUUGAUUAUCUCCCACAUUCAUGAUCCAAACGCGAGAUAUACCAAGGAAUAUGGUGUUAUGGGAGAUACCAUUACUUCGAUGAGAGAUCCAAUUUUCUAUCGUUGGCAUAUGUUUAUCGAGCUUUUUGGUAUGAGACAUAAGGCUUUUCUGCCACCUUAUCAUCCUCAGGAAUUGGGUAGUGAACAAAUUAUUAUCGAAGACUUCAUAACGGUCUGUAAGUCAAAGGGUUCCCAACCAAAUGUUAUGAAAACGUUUUUUCAAAAGAGCGAUAUUGAUAUUGGUAUUAAUCUUGAUGGAUUGGAAAAAGAGUCUUCAGCAACAUUUAGAUUUACGCAUCUUGCUCACGAACCAUUUGACUAUCGUGUAUCUGUUAUUAAUGGGGGAGCUCCUUUAGAGGCAACCUGUAGGAUUUUUCUACUUCCCAUAGAAGAUGAGCGUCAGGAAAAACUAACACUUGACGAACAACGUCUUAUGGCUGUGGAAAUGGAUCGUUUUUCAACAACUUUAAAACCGGGUCAAAAUAUAAUACGAAGAUCUUCAACUGAUUCCAGUGUAACAAUACCAUUUAAUCAAACUUUCAAAGCGAAUAAACUUCCUGGAGAAAUUAAAGAUCCUGUUGAAGUUUGUUUGAAAAAUUAUUGUAGCUGUGGUUGGCCUAAUCAUAUGCUGCUACCAAAGGGUACUUACGAAGGAAAAUUGUUUAAAUUAUUCGUAAUGAUUUCAGAAGAUACUCUUUCGCUUGGUAAUGUGAAUGCUAUGCCAACUUUUCUAGACUUAAAUGCACAAUUUAAGGGUGAAAGGAAGUUACCAGAAAAAAAUAAUAACAAUUCUUUUUCGUUCUGCGGUCUUAAAGAUCAAAAAUAUCCGGAUGAACGAAGCAUGGGAUUCCCAUUUGAUAGGAGAUUACCAGGUCUAUAUUUGGAAGGACUUUUGGAAAAUUUUAAGAACAUGAAAACUUGCGAUUUGAAUAUUGUUUUUCGCGAUCAAGUAAAUGAAUAAAAUUUUGUUUUAUGCAUAAUAGAUACAUAUAAGUUUUUUUGUUUGUU
This is a messenger RNA of Episyrphus balteatus (marmalade hoverfly), 2211 nucleotides long. RefSeq names its product phenoloxidase 2-like. Lineage: Eukaryota; Metazoa; Arthropoda; Insecta; Diptera; Syrphidae. The transcript has 7 exons. The coding region runs from base 50 to 2164 and encodes 704 amino acids. The record is from RefSeq and is a predicted model, not a curated record.